AAUUAUUGCGCCAGUUGCAACAACACAAAAAGGUUGUUUGACAGCGUGAAACCUGCGGUGAUGCAUUGAGCGCUGCAGUCAAUGGAUCGGAUGAUGGAGGAUUUCUCCGGCCUGGCCCUGCCGCCUCUCUUUGGGGGCCACAUCCUGGAAGCAGAGCUGGAGCCAGGUGGGGUGGAACUGGGCCCAGGGGAGGUAGAGCUUGGCUCUGGGGUCAGCGAGUUGCUAGAGGGUAGAGGUCAAGGGUCAGGAGCAAGGCCAGAGCAGCAGCAGCAGCAGGAGGAGAGGAGAGAAUUGGAGAAGAGGAAGUACCUGGCUUUGAUCAAGAGGUGUAAGGAGAUCGAACAGGUGAAUGAGAAGAUCCUUGGUCGCCUUCACCAGGUACAAAGACUAACGCGUCACAUGAAGAAAGAGAGAAGGUUCCUAAUGAAGACCCUCGACGCCCAUGGAGAUGACUAUAGAAAUGCACAGCUCACCAUAUCGCUUGAGGAAGAGUCUGGUGCCCAUUUAGACAUUGGCCUUGGAGCAGAAGAUGAUAGGCUGAAUGACCUUCCUAGCUCCUCCCCCUCUGUCCCUUUCCAAUCCACAGUGGGAUCCAAGAAGAAGAGGCAUCGAGUUCUAAAACAGGAGAAAGACCCACAGACUGAAGCAGACAUCUCCAUGUUGGCAGAGACGCAGUUCAGUGAUUUUCCCAGCCCAACCGCUUUGUCUCACUGACCAGGGGAAUGGCCGGCUGCUCGUGGGAGGAGAAAUGAGGCAGCAUUCUGUUGCUUGGACUCCCACUUCCCCAGACGUGAUGUCACUGAAACACAUACAUCCAGGGCUCUUUGGGAUGUUCUGAAAGUUGUAUUGAGCUUGAGUGCUGAAAUGAUGGAAUAGGAUGAAGCUACACCUGAUCUAAGGUUCUACUAUGAGGAUGCUGUCUACAGAACCUUGCAGAUAGAAAUUAAAAAUGUGCUUAAAUGAUAAUCAUAUCCCUACAACUAUCAUCUGUGGAAAUGGCUGAAGGUCUUGACCAUGGUAAUCCACCCAUUCUGAUCGAGUAGAGAAUGGAUGGUCCGGUCCUUGCGGAAGUUUUUAUUUUUUUUAUUUUACUAGGCAAGUCAGUUAAGAACAAAUUCUUAUUUUCAAUGACGGCCUAGGAACAGUGGGUUAACUGCCAGUUCAGGGGCAGAACGACAGAUUUGUACCUUGUCAGCUCAGGGAUUUGAACUUGCAACCUUUCGGUUACUAGUCCAACGCUCUAAACUAGGCUACCCUACAUUGACAGUACAUGUAUUGAUGUGAACCUUUUAUCAGGAUACUCUGAACAUGUUUUAUGAUUGUUUGUCGACUUGAUGCUUACUAAAUGUUCCAUAUAAAAUGUUUAUUCAGAA
Oncorhynchus masou masou (cherry salmon) is the source of this 1373-nucleotide messenger RNA. RefSeq names its product TCF3 fusion partner homolog. Gene Ontology annotation, molecular function: DNA binding. Lineage: Eukaryota; Metazoa; Chordata; Actinopteri; Salmoniformes; Salmonidae. The record is from RefSeq and is a predicted model, not a curated record. The transcript has 7 exons. Gene Ontology annotation, biological process: apoptotic signaling pathway; apoptotic process; positive regulation of apoptotic process. Gene Ontology annotation, cellular component: Ino80 complex. The coding region runs from base 82 to 714 and encodes 210 amino acids.